Molecule: messenger RNA, 516 nt
Organism: Helobdella robusta
Lineage: Eukaryota; Metazoa; Annelida; Clitellata; Rhynchobdellida; Glossiphoniidae
Exons: 3
Coding region: 1-516 (171 amino acids)
Biological process (GO): protein deubiquitination
Molecular function (GO): cysteine-type deubiquitinase activity
Source: RefSeq, a predicted model, not a curated record
AUGAUGGAUCAGAAGAUAUAUCAUGAGAAACAGAGACUAUCUUUGUGUGCUCUGCAUUGUUUAAAUAAUCUGCUACAAAAAGAAGUAUUUACUAAAGCAAUAUUGGAUGAAACCUGUGAAAAAUUGACAGAUAAGAAAUGGUUCAACCCGCAUAGAAGUUACAUUGGAACUGGAAAUUAUGAUGUCAAUGUUAUCAUGUCUGCUUUGGAAAGUAUCAAUUACUCCAUCACCUGGUUUGACAGACGAAAAAGUUACACAGAAGUUGAUUGGAAUAAUAUCUUUGGCAUAAUUGUGAACUGCAAAUCCUCAUUUUUCACCUAUGGGCCAAUAAAUAUACCAUCACCACGAAAACAUUGGUUUGCUGUACGAAAAUUAAGCGACAAUUUAUUUUAUAAUUUAGACUCCAAAUUGAACAGUCCUCAGGUCAUUGGGACAGCUGAUCAGUUAAUAGAAUUUUUGAAUGAAAAAUCUUCAUGUGAUAUUUCAAUUCUGAUUGUCAACAAAUCGCCAGUAUGA